Messenger RNA from Cyprinodon tularosa, 3410 nucleotides. RefSeq names its product sphingosine-1-phosphate receptor 1 (gene s1pr1). Bases 375 to 1499 code for a protein of 374 amino acids. Gene Ontology annotation, molecular function: sphingosine-1-phosphate receptor activity. Gene Ontology annotation, biological process: angiogenesis; sphingosine-1-phosphate receptor signaling pathway. The record is from RefSeq and is a predicted model, not a curated record. The transcript has 2 exons. NCBI's taxonomy places the organism in Eukaryota, Metazoa, Chordata, Actinopteri, Cyprinodontiformes, Cyprinodontidae. Gene Ontology annotation, cellular component: membrane.
GUGCGCGCGCGUGUGUGAGCGCGCGUGUGCGUCCUCUCUCUCACUCCGCUGAUUGGACUCUUAUUGCUCGCAACUCUGACUGAAGAUAGAAAAUAUGAAAUAAGAUAAAAAGUUUUCUUGAGAACAACUCGAUCAUCUGAGCGUCGCUGCUGCAGAUUUUUCUUUUCUUUUGGGGAUAAAAGAGGGGAACUGCGCGUCUGGGAGUCGCUUCAUGGUGAUUUGCUGGGAGGAUCUGCGCUCUGCUUCAUUCAGGACCAUGACCUUCACCAGCAGCAGAACUCUCUCUGCUCAACCUCAAUGCGGCCAAAUGACAUGAGGAACUAAAGGUUGAGGACAUUGCACCCCCUGCUGGACUCCACUUGCAGUUGCAGGCCAUGGAUGAGCCCGGUUACUCCGACCUUAUUGCCACACAUUACAACUACACUGGCAAGUUCCGCAAAUCCACCCAGCAGGACUCGGGUCUAAAGGCUGACUCUGUUAUUUUCAUCAUUGUAUGCUGCUUUAUCAUUCUGGAGAACAUCCUGGUCUUGACCACCAUCUGGAGGACCAAGAAGUUCCACAAGCCCAUGUACUACUUCAUCGGGAACCUGGCGCUAUCUGACCUAUUGGCUGGCAUUGUCUACACCGCCAACAUCCUGCUGUCUGGUGCCAACACCUACAAGCUGACCCCCACACAAUGGUUCUUCAGGGAGGGCAGCAUGUUUGUGGCGCUGGCAGCGUCCGUCUUCAGCCUGUUGGCCAUUGCUAUUGAGCGCCACCUCACCAUGCUGAAGAUGAAGCUGCACAACAACGGAAACACGUUCCGAGUCUUCCUCCUGAUCAGCACUGUGUGGAUGAUUGCAGCAGUGCUAGGCGGACUGCCGGUGAUGGGCUGGAACUGCAUCCAAAGCAUGGAGCAGUGCUCCACCGUGCUGCCACUGUACCACAAGACCUACAUCUUGUUCUGCACCACCGUCUUCAGCAUUAUCCUCAUGGCCAUCGUGGUGCUCUAUGCCCGGAUUUACGCUCUGGUACGCACCCGCAGCCGCAAACUUGUGUUCCGCAAAGUCACCAAUGGUCGAAGCAGUGCCAAUGCCAACAAUAAGAGUUCAGAGAAGUCCAUGGCGUUACUAAAGACUGUCAUCAUAGUUCUGAGCUGCUUCAUCGCCUGCUGGGCACCGCUUUUUAUCCUCCUGCUCCUAGAUGUGGCCUGUGAGACCCUGACCUGUCCCAUCCUCUACAAGGCUGAGUGGUUCCUUGCACUUGCUGUCCUGAACUCUGCCAUGAACCCGCUCAUCUACACACUGACCAGCAACGAGAUGCGUCGGGCUUUCCUCAAGACACUGCUUUGCUGCACCGCCUGGAUUCGACCGAAGCCCAAGUUCACAGGACCGAUCAUGGGAGCGGAGUUCAGCCGCAGCAAGUCGGAUAACUCCUCGCACCCCAAUAAAGAGGAGGGAGAGUACUCACCGAAGGAGACGACAGCAGUAUCCUCAGGGAAUGUCACCUCGUCGUCAUAAACAGGAGACAGGGACAGGUCACACAGAGAGUUUGUGAAUAUACUGAAGAUGCAUUUGUUGUUAUCUUCAGCCUACACACAGAUCAGGACUCAUUGGAGUAUUGAGACUUGCUAAACUGGUUGAAGUGGAACCAGUGGAACCUGAAAUAGUGGGAGUGAACACAUUGUAUGUAGUUCGUAUUGUCCGUUCAUUGUACUUGUAGCAACUCUGAACGUUCUGCUCCCAGUUGUAGUUCAGCGGGGUUCAGCCUCAGUCAGGACUGGGUCAGAACAGAACUGGAUUCAUUAGGUUUCCUCUCAGUCUUGUUGAUGAAGCGGAACAUUUUCCUUGGAACACAAAGUUAUGGGAAACUGGGAGCACUGGGAGACGGUAUAGCAGCUCUAGAAAUGAAUGUUGAGGGGAAAUGAGCUUCUUAGAUCAUUUCUGUUUGAACCAGACUUUAUUCUCACCCUUCAAUAACAAAAAGAACUUGUAGCUUUUAAACCCACUACUGUUGGUUAUUUAAGAGAUUGAUUCAUGUAAAAUGUCUUUCCUCCAUCCACUAUUCUUAAGAAACUCAAUGUUUGAAUGUCCGCAUGUGAAUUAAGAGCUCCGCUGCUUUUUCUCAUUUUUUGGCACAUAGAAAAGUUUCCAACAUUUAUUACAACUUUCUAGAACCAACAGAAACACUUUCUGUUUAUUGCUUUUACAUUUAAAAUAAUCAUUUUCAAAGAAAAAAAGUAUUUUUAGAAGUGCUGCUUAGAAGGCUUGUUAAAUAAUGAAAAUAAUACUUUUUAACUAUCUUAAAUUAAAUAAUAUUAAUCAUGAAAACAUGAACAUAAUACAAUUUUUAAAAACCGUUUUCAGGGGUAAAUAAAAUUACUUUAAAUUCUUACUUGGGUGGGUCAGUUUUCAUUUGACCUUAUUUUGAAUGUCAAAUGAAAAUAGAAUUAUGAAUUAUAUGAAUUAAAACUUAAAUCUCAGUAAAAAGAAAUGACCCGCACAAAAAAAUAGUUAUGUGGUGUUUUAUUCUGGUAAAAUAAGCUUGCAAUAAUAAGUAAAAAGCACUUUCUGUGUGGGUUUUUCUGGGAAAUAUUCUGCCUUGAAGAUCUUGCAAUUUUGUUUUAUUACUGCAUGUAAUCUAGGGCAACUUGAUGCUGUUUUUAACCAUACUUUGUUGGGUGAAAUGUUUGUUUUCUAUUAUAAAGAACAUUUGUUUAUUCAUAAACUGAAUUGAUAAAGAACUAGAGGUACAAAUUUAACAUCUCAAAAAGAGACAUGAAACAGUUCAAAUUUAAUUGUAAAUAAUAAAAAAAGGCACUAGCAAUUUUUCAGAGCUCCUGGAUCCCAGACUACUAUAUGACAUUACGCUGAUUGAGACCUGGUUCCUGAUCUUUGUUUGGGAGCCAGCUGCAACUUUGGAUACUGAUAUUUUGACCAGUUACAUAUAUGUAAAAAGUGUUUUUGUAAAUGUUGUAGAAUCUGUUUAUCUGAAUGUGUUUUCUAUGUUUUAUGUAGUUGACCUCAGAUUAGUUUUACUGAUUUAUAUGACACUAAAAACUCGUUGAAAGAAAUACAUUCCAACUGUUACAGAAGUACACAGAAACACAGAGGUCCAUUUUGAGCCCAAAUAAAUAAGAGCAAAAAUAAAUGUACCCAAGAAUUUGCCAAUAAAUAACAUUAAUAUUUAUGCUGCUUGGAGUCUUGCAAGGCAUUGUAAAAGUAGUUUAUGGCACAAAGAGGCUCCCAUAGAGACUGCAGUCCGUUUCCCUGAUUGCCUUUAGCGUUGGUCUCAUAUUCACUCUGUCAGGAGUCUGUUGGUUAGUCGGAGAGUCCCUGACAGUCCAGCCUCACAUGUUCCUGUUCAAUCUGUUUAACUCCUAAGUGUUUGUUUUUUUGUUAGAACUUAAUAAAAGGAGAAUUAGAAACACA